Penicillium odoratum is the source of this 858-nucleotide messenger RNA. RefSeq lists its product as uncharacterized. Bases 1 to 858 code for a protein of 285 amino acids. The transcript has 4 exons. The record is from RefSeq and is a predicted model, not a curated record. Lineage: Eukaryota; Fungi; Ascomycota; Eurotiomycetes; Eurotiales; Aspergillaceae.
AUGUCGAACUUCAUGCACAAAGUCAAAGACGCCAUGACUGAUCGUGACAAGGAAGACCGCACCUACAGAGAUGACGAUAACUAUGGCUCCAAUGCCCCGGGCACUGAAACCAACAAUCCCUCUGACAGACCCACGAAUCCAUUUGGUCAUAGCCGCGGUGAUACCACUGGUUCCCACACCAGGUUCAAUGAGCCCUCGAACGUAGAUUCAACCAAUACCAAGGGCAGUCAUAACACCGGUCCCACCGGCUCUGACUCCUACGCAUCAGCCAGGUCUGGCGCAACCAACGCUGGCCCUCAUGAUUCAGCAACUGCCAACAAGCUGGAUCCCCGGGUUGAUAGUGACCAGGAUCACCGCGCCAAUCAAGGAACAAUGGGAUCUCGUUCCAACGUCGGCCCUCAUGAUUCAGCAAUGGCCAAUAAAAUGGAUCCUCGGGUUGAUAGCGACCAAGCUUUCGAUAACCACAAGAAAUCCGAAGAAAAUUAUUCCAAGGCCACCCAGGAACACAAAGCCCACACCCAGCCCGGUGAAAUGGGUAACGAGUUGAAGAGCGAGGAUGAUUACAGUAGUUCUCUCCAGGAGAACAAAACUCACUCUACUACUAGUCAUGCUGCGCCUUGCCAGGAGGCUGGUGGUUUGGGUGGACAGCAGGGUAUGGCUGGACAGCAAGGCAUGGGUGGACAGCAGGGAUUUGGUGGCAAUGCUGCUGCUGGUGGCAGUGGGGGCAUGGGUAUGUCUGGGGGUCAGGGUGGGGUUCAGAGUCAGGGUCAGAAUGUUGAUCCUAUGAAUAAGCUUGAUCCUAGGGUUACUCGUGCUAAUGAGCAGCAGAGCAAUGUCGGGAACCAGCGUGGAUAUUAG